Molecule: messenger RNA, 3985 nt
Organism: Piliocolobus tephrosceles (Ugandan red Colobus)
Lineage: Eukaryota; Metazoa; Chordata; Mammalia; Primates; Cercopithecidae
Gene: GALNT3
Product: polypeptide N-acetylgalactosaminyltransferase 3
Exons: 13
Coding region: 1105-3006 (633 amino acids)
Biological process (GO): protein O-linked glycosylation
Cellular component (GO): Golgi apparatus
Molecular function (GO): polypeptide N-acetylgalactosaminyltransferase activity
Source: RefSeq, a predicted model, not a curated record
CAUCCCAGGGAGGGGAGGUGCGCCCCAAAUUGGCGAGGCUCUGCCAAAUACCAAAGGCUCUUCUUUGGAAGGAGACUCCUCCUUUGGACGUGAGGCGCCCCUACCAGAGCGCCCGCGUACAGAAACGGAAACCACUAGCUGCGCUGAAGUGAGUCAAGUGAUGAAAUCAAGACUACACGGGAAGGAAGCUCACGAAACCUAACUGGUGACAGAAGCUGCUGAACCCUGCCCGAGGAAACCACAUGAGCCAGCAGUUGCUGUCCUACCGAAGUGGUCCUCGGAGGCAGCGCACCCCUUCUUUUUGGCGAACCGAGGAGGAAGGGAGGAAGCGUGUGGGGGAAAUCUAGAACUUCUGGUUCCCCAAGGACCCAGCAGACGGCUCUGGCUACAAGGUGAUCACUGCCACCAGGUCAGUGCAGGAUUCCUCCAAUGUAGACGGACCGGGAGCCACAACUUGCGCGGAGCAGCAGCCUCGCGGAUCGCGCAGAGAGAAGCCGCGCAACAGCCAGGCUUGGCCCGGACUGCGCCCCCACCCCGCGCGCGCGGUCAACGGUUCUCACCUGGAGCGCUCAGGUAGUGCUGGGGCGGGGCGGGGCGGUAGGCUGGCGCGCAGGCGCGGGAGCGGGGCCUCGCCCCUGCCGACGUCGCAGACUGGAGCUCACCUGGGAGACUCCAAGAGGAAGCCGAGCCUCGGUUCUGCCUCUCCAGGCAACGCGGGAGGCCCAGCGGGAAGGCAGGAGGCGGCGGCGGAGGAGGAGCUCUACUUAGCCGCAACUGUAGCGACAGCAACCGGAGUCGCAGCGGCGGCCACCUGCACCUGGAGUCCAGCCCACGUCCAGCGCCCGCCCGGCCGCCGCUUCCCGCCGCCCUGCCCUGCCCGCCCACCAGUCAUUCACAGGUGCAGACGUAGCAGGAAACAGCAUGUGAGACCCUGAGUUUGUGACUCCCUUGACAGUGAACAAAUUUUUCUGGGUGCCUACUGUGUUACCAACAUUGUGGUACUACCAUUUAAAGAUACCUUCUUCUCAGCAAAUCUAUGAUAAAAAAUAUAAGUAACAGAAGAAAUAACUGUUAUCUGUCAAGCGACAAGCUUUUAAUGUCAGAAUGGCUCACCUAAAGCGACUAGUAAAAUUACACAUUAAAAGACAUUACCAUAAAAAGUUCUGGAAGCUUGGUGCAGUAGUUUUUUUCUUUAUUAUAGUUUUGGUUUUAAUGCAAAGAGAAGUAAGUGUUCAAUAUUCCAAAGAGGAAUCAAGGAUGGAAAGAAACAUGAAAAACAAAAACAAGAUGUUAGAUUUAAUGCUAGAAGCUGUAAACAAUAUUAAGGAUGCAAUGCCAAAAAUGCAAAUAGGAGCACCUGUCAGGCAAAACAUUGAUGUUGGUGAGAGACCUUGUUUGCAAGGAUAUUAUACAGCAGCAGAAUUGAAGCCUGUUCUUGACCGUCCACCUCAGGAUUCAAAUGCACCUGGUGCUUCUGGUAAAGCAUUCAAGACAACCAAUUUAAGUGUUGAAGAGCAAAAGGAAAAGGAACGUGGGGAAGCUAAACACUGUUUUAAUGCUUUCGCAAGUGACAGGAUUUCUUUGCACCGAGAUCUUGGACCAGACACUCGACCUCCUGAAUGUAUUGAACAAAAAUUUAAGCGCUGCCCUCCCCUGCCCACCACCAGCGUCAUAAUAGUUUUUCAUAAUGAAGCGUGGUCCACGUUGCUUAGAACUGUCCACAGUGUGCUCUAUUCUUCACCUGCAAUACUGCUGAAGGAAAUCAUUUUGGUGGAUGAUGCUAGUGUAGAUGAGUACUUACAUGAUAAACUAGAUGAAUAUGUAAAACAAUUUUCUAUAGUAAAAAUAGUCAGACAAAGAGAAAGAAAAGGUCUGAUCACUGCUCGGUUGCUAGGAGCAACAGUCGCAACAGCUGAAACGCUCACAUUUUUAGAUGCUCACUGUGAGUGUUUCUAUGGUUGGUUAGAACCUCUGUUGGCCAGAAUAGCUGAGAACUACACAGCUGUCGUGAGUCCAGAUAUUGCAUCCAUAGAUCUGAACACAUUUGAAUUCAGCAAACCUUCUCCUUAUGGAAGUAACCAUAACCGUGGAAAUUUUGACUGGAGUCUUUCAUUUGGCUGGGAGUCACUUCCUGAUCAUGAGAGGCAAAGAAGGAAAGAUGAAACCUACCCAAUUAAAACACCCACUUUUGCAGGAGGACUUUUUUCCAUAUCAAAAGAAUAUUUUGAGUAUCUUGGAAGUUACGAUGAAGAAAUGGAAAUCUGGGGAGGUGAAAAUAUAGAAAUGUCUUUCAGAGUAUGGCAAUGUGGUGGGCAGUUGGAGAUUAUGCCUUGCUCUGUUGUUGGACAUGUUUUUCGCAGCAAAAGCCCUCAUAGCUUUCCAAAAGGCACUCAGGUGAUUGCUAGAAACCAAGUUCGCCUUGCAGAAGUCUGGAUGGAUGAAUACAAGGAAAUAUUUUAUAGGAGAAAUACAGAUGCAGCAAAAAUUGUUAAACAAAAAGCAUUUGGUGAUCUUUCAAAAAGAUUUGAAAUAAAACACCGCCUUCAGUGUAAAAAUUUUACAUGGUAUCUGAACAAUAUUUAUCCAGAGGUGUAUGUGCCAGACCUUAAUCCUGUUAUAUCUGGAUAUAUUAAAAGCGUUGGUCAGCCUCUAUGUCUGGAUGUUGGAGAAAACAAUCAAGGAGGCAAACCAUUAAUUAUGUAUACAUGUCAUGGACUUGGGGGAAACCAGUACUUUGAAUACUCUGCUCAACAUGAAAUCCGGCACAACAUCCAGAAGGAAUUAUGUCUUCAUGCUGCCCAAGGUCUCGUUCAGCUGAAGGCAUGUACCUACAAAGGUCACAAGACAGUUGUCACUGGAGAGCAGAUAUGGGAGAUCCAGAAGGAUCAACUUCUAUACAAUCCAUUCUUAAAAAUGUGCCUUUCAGCAAAUGGAGAGCAUCCAAGUUUAGUGUCAUGCAACCCAUCAGAUCCACUCCAAAAAUGGAUAUUUAGCCAAAAUGAUUAAGUGUUCCUUAAAAUUAAGUUGAAAAAGGAGACAUUCUUUCUCAUAAAACUGUGACUAGGCAUACACUGUAGGUUUUGAAAAUUAUGCAAAAGCAGCUAAAUGUAACUUAUUCCAAGUGCAUUUUUCUUAUUUAUAUCUUAAAAUAUCUAUGUAGCACUACUACAGAAAUUCUGCAAGUUUCUGUUUCAAAGCACAGUAACUAGUAAUACCAAAGACUAUUUCAAAAUGUCCAGAUGUAGGGGAAGAGAUGUUUACAGUAUGAUGAAAAUAAUUUUCGAAGUAAAGUGAUGUUUGUGUGUUUUGUACACUUAGGGAUAUAUAUAGCUACAUUCACACACUCACAAUUUAAAAUAUUUCCCCUAGUUUUUUGGGGGGAUAGGAAGAAAGAUUUGUUACUGUAUUUUUUUAACUAUAUAGAAAUAGAUCAGUGAAGGUCAGUAUUGGCCUCUGUACAAACCAAGAGCUUUUACAGAUCCAGAAUUUAUUAUUUUAAAAUGCAGGUGAAUUUUUUUUGCUUUUGGUUUACUUGUCUGUUAAAUGUUUCUUUAAACAUGAAACUGAAUAAGGAGAGGAGUAUUUUUAACACUUAAAUUUCUUGGCAAUUUUUAAAACAUUUUUUAGUCUGCAACCCACUCCACUUGAAGCACUUAAGUCUUCCUUAAAUGACUUUUCUUAAGUAACGAUACUGUGUGUUUUCCCAAAGCACUUUUAAAAACACUUUUAUAAAUUACUAUCUGUUGAAAAGGUGCCCUUUUCCUUUCUGCUAGUGUUUUUUUUCUUACCAAAAUUCACUAAUCUUGAAUGUUUGUGAUAUUAAAUUUCAAAUGCAGAAUACUUGACUCAUUUAAAGCUAAAUUUUGUUACUGAUUUAAUUAUAAUUGUAAUGGAUUUUUGACUUUGUAAUGGAUUCUUUUCAUCAAAAAGCCUUAUUUUUUAUCUAUAUGGAAAACACAAUAAAAAAUCCUCAACACUAUUGUAA